Molecule: messenger RNA, 3153 nt
Organism: Brachypodium distachyon (stiff brome)
Lineage: Eukaryota; Viridiplantae; Streptophyta; Magnoliopsida; Poales; Poaceae
Product: extra-large guanine nucleotide-binding protein 3
Exons: 9
Coding region: 451-3009 (852 amino acids)
Biological process (GO): adenylate cyclase-modulating G protein-coupled receptor signaling pathway
Cellular component (GO): heterotrimeric G-protein complex
Molecular function (GO): guanyl nucleotide binding; G-protein beta/gamma-subunit complex binding; GTPase activity
Source: RefSeq, a predicted model, not a curated record
CGCGCCCUCCAUCGGUCCAUCCCGCCGUCGCACCCUCCACCCCGCCACGACGCCCUCCUUCCCUAUCCAUCUACGACCACACACCUCGACCCCAACCCGACCAUCCCUGGCGCUGCAUCUAGAGCCGAGCGACCAGCCAUCGAUUCGAUCAUGGAAUCCAUGAGAUUGGAGGUGGAGGCGUAGGGCUGCACGGAACGGACGCUGGGACUGGGACACACAAGAGGACGGACCAGCGACCACCUUGCCUGGCCCAUCGUACGUUCGCCAGAGGCGGGGCCACAUGUCACUGUACAUCGGCCGCCUCGUCCUCCACGCCACUGAUUCAAACUCUCCGCCUCCUCCUCUUUGGCCUCGCCUUCCCAGGCGGCGCUCCUCCUCCAUGUACUAGCCAUUGCCGCCACCCAGCUUAGUUCUCUGCAUAGCGACACCGGAUCUCUAGUAUCCCCGGGGAUGUCUUCAUCCCCGUCUGCUCCGGCGCCUCCCGACCCGCCGCAGCCGGAGACGGUGUGGUCACGGGCCCUCCGGAAGCUGCUCCCCGCGGGCGCGCCGGUCCCCGACGAGGACCAGCUCGACUACUCCUUCUCCGUCGCGCUCUCCGCGGACGCUCCGGUCCGUGGGCCACCAACCCCUGCCUCCCGCUCCUCCAACGCCGCGGCGGCGCCCCUCCUCCCCUUUUCGCGCCACCGCCGCCGCAUCUCCCGCCUCCUCCGCCCGGACCCUCCUGCUCCUCCUACCGCGCCAUCGCCGCCUUCCUCACCGGACACCUCGAGCCCUACCUCCUCGCCCCCGCCUUAUAAAUCCCCUUCGCCGCCCUCUCAGCCACUCCCGCCACCCGAUUCGGACCGGCCGGGGCCCAGCAACAAGCAGCGGGCGUGCGCGAGGUGUAGCAAGGGGGUAAUGGGGAUGGGGAUCCUUGGGGAAAGGGAGGAGUGUCUGGCCUGCGGCGCGCGGUACUGCGCCGGGUGCGUGCUGCGGGCGAUGGGGUCCAUGCCGGAGGGUCGCAAGUGCGUUGGCUGCAUUGGCCGGCCCGUGGCGGACGCCCGGCGCCGGGCACGGCUGGGCAAGGGGUCGCGGCUUCUGGCGCGGCUGCUCGCGCCCGCGGAGGUGCGGCAGGUCAUGCACGCAGAGCGCGGAUGCGCCUCCAACCAGGUGCGGCCGGAUGAGAUCGUGGUGAACGGGCGACGGCUCUCGCAGGGAGAGUUGGAUUUGCUGCUCGGGUGCGCUGUGCCGCCAGUGCGCCUCACGCCGGGGCAGUACUGGUAUGACAAGGACUCCGGGCUGUGGGGGAAGGAAGGUGAGAAGCCAGAUAUGAUUGUUAGUUCAAAGCUGAAUGUUGGAGGGAAGCUUCAAGCAGACGCUAGCAACGGUAGUACGCAGGUGUUCAUAAACGGGCGUGAGAUUACGAAAACAGAGCUAAGGAUGCUCAAGUUGUGCUUUGAGGUUAGUGAGUAUAUCACUUCAGGACUUGAGGCUGCACCUCUUUUUGCCAUCUUCUGGACUAGACAACUACACAAGUUCGGCAAUGUACAGUGCCCACGAAAUACUCAUUUCUGGUUAUAUGAUGAUGGAUCUUACGAGGAGGAGGGGCAAAACAUAAUAAAAGGAAAUAUUUGGCAAAAGGCAUCUACUCGUCUUAUUGCUACCCUUUUUUCGCUGCCAAUCCCUCCUGGAUAUUCGCAUGGCUUGAAAGAAGAUGCUUCUGUGUACUUGAGUAGGUUUGUCCCAGAUUACCUGGAGUUGAAACGAGUUCAGAAACUUCUAUUGGUUGGAGUAGAAGGAUCAGGAUCAAGCACAAUCUUUAAGCAGGCAAAGUUCUUGUGUGGAAGCAAGUUCUCUAGAGAAGAAAUACUCAAUUUGAAGCUCAUGAUACAAAGCAAUGUUUACAGAUACCUUAGCACACUGCUUGAGUGGCGAGAAUGCUUCGAAGAUGAAGCUUUAGAGGAAGGGAGAGAGCUUGACACAAGUCAUUACAAGUCUGAUGGUUCAACAGAGGAACCAAAGGUUGCACAUACCAAGUCAUCUUUAUAUUCGCUAAACGAAAGACUCGUGCACUUUGCUGACUGGCUGUUGGAGAUAGUCGCUCUGGGUGACCUCGAUGCAUUCUUUCCUGCUGCAACUCGCGAAUAUGCACCUCUUGUCGAAGAGGUUUGGAAAGAUCCUGCUAUUCAAGCAACAUACAAAAGGAAUAAUGAUUUGUCUUUUCUUCCAGAUGUUGCCAGUUAUUUUCUGGAAAGGGUGGUUGAAAUAUCUAGUAACGAAUAUGAACCUACAGAGACAGACAUCUUGUACGCAGAGGGUAUCAACCAGUGGAAUGGCCUCUCAUUACUUGAAUUCUCAUUCGAUGAGCGAGGCCCAGACUCUAACUCCUACCUUGACAAGCCUGACAAUCCAUCAACAGAAACGAAGUACCAACUGAUCCACAUCGAUUCUGAAGGACUGCGCGGGGGCUUCAAGUGGCUGGACAUGCUGGAAGAUGUACGGGCCAUCAUCUUCUGCAUCUCGCUCGCAGACUACGACCAAAUGUGGGCUCAUCAGAGCUCAGGGGAGCUGAGCAACAAAAUGAUCGCGAGCAGGGACCUGUUUGAGGACGUGAUACGCCGCCCGUCCUUCGAGGACACCCCCUGUGUGCUGCUGCUGAACAAGUACGACACCUUCGAGGAGAAGAUUGGCAUGGUGCCCCUGACGGUGUGCGACUGGUUCGCAGACUUCAGCACCGUGGAGCUACACCACCACACGAAGCAGUCGCUGGCGAGCCACGCCUACUACUACAUUGCGGUCAAGUUCAAGGACCUGUACUCCUCGGCCUUGAGGGAUCACCGGGACAGAAACCGCAAGCUCUUCGUGUUCCAGACGAGAGCCCUGGAGCGGAGGUCCGUGGAGGGCGCCUUAGGGUAUGUCAGGGAGGUGCUGAGAUGGGACAACGUGAGGAAGAGCGACGUGUUUGGUGGUAGCGUUGAUGAGUCGUCUUGCACUUGCAGUAUUGAUAUUGAUAUGAGCACAUCGUCCUAGCUAGCCUUCGCGAGAAUCGCAGAAGGGUUCGGCAAAUGUUUAUGUUUUUUUACUUUCGUCCUGUUUGUUUCACAAUGAAAGCAUUGAUUUCUCACAUUAUUCCUCCAGUGUUCACUUGGCAAUGAAAGGAGAUUUUCUGAUUCA